UCAAUCAUUCACUUCAACCGCCAAGCCGUCGCUCGGUCCGAGUUUGAUCAACUGGCCGGCUGUUUUGUUCAGAGUCUCUCUCGAGGCAACAAAGCAGCUUUUGCUGGACCACGUAUUGUGCGGACUGUCAAGAGUCCACUUUGAUUGAGUCCUAAAGUGCUGACCGUGCUGACGGGCUACACUGUAUAGUAGUGUCAAAAACAACAACAACAACUGCAACAAACAAGGAGCACUUUUAGCGGAUUGUGAGGCCGGCGCGCAAACAACUCGCCUUAGCCUCGGAGACGCCACGCCACAUCCUUUUCAAAAAUCCGCGAUGGUGGCCAGACUGCUCGCCGUGACUGCCAUGGUGGCCGUGGCCGCCGUGGCCAUGGUGGCCGCCCUGCCCCCCGCCAAAACGCCCAGUAGGGCGCCGGCCUCCCCGGCCGCCCCGGCCGCCGACGGCCUGCCCUCCGACAUCCUGUGCGGCGUGUACGGCGGCAGCUACUGCGGCGGCGCCAGCGCCUCCAAGACACCCGCCGUCAAGCCCAAGCCCUCCCCAGCCCGGCCGGCCCCGACGCGCCGCAGCCGCCGACAGGCACAGGGCGCGGCGGAUCCCGCCGCCGUGGACCCCAGCCAGAUCUGCAGCAUCUUCGGCGGGCCGUCGUGCCCCACGGACGAGAACAAGGUCUACGAGCCGUGCUCGUGCCCCAACGGCGGCGGCUCCGGCUGCGAGUGCGUGCCGUACUACCAGUGUGACGGCAAGUCCGGCGAGUACAACAAGGACGGCGUGGGCCUGAUCGACAUCCGCCAGAAGCCGCAGCAGACCAACUCCUCCUGCGCGCACUACUUACAGCAGUGCUGCCGGAUCCGAGAGGGCUCCGGCCCGAGCCCCGGCGACAACCCCAGCGGCCCCUACCCCGGCGACAACCCCCCCUACCCCGGUGACAACCCUGGUGACAACAACCCUGGUGGCAACCCCGGCGACAACCCUGGUGGCAACUACCCGGGCGACAACCCUGGCCCCGGCCCGGGCCCCCAGGACCCCGCCCCGCCCGUGUACAACCCCAGCCAGGCCUGCGGCAUCCGCUACCGGAACGGCGUCGGCUCCAGGAUUUCCGGCGCCAUGCACGACGAGACCAACUUCGGCGAAAUCCCCUGGAUGGUGGCCAUCUUCAAGAAGAGGCAGGCCGACGUCGAGUACCUGUGCGGCGGAGGCCUCAUCGCCCCCAACGUGGUCCUGACGGCGGCCCACUGCAUUAACGAGAAGGCGCCGUCCAGCCUGACGGUGCGGGCGGGCGAGUGGGACUCGCGGACCGAGGAGGAGGCCUUCAAGCACCAGGACCGCGACGUGGACUACGUCAUCACCCACCCCGACUACAAGCCGCUGUCGCUGCACAACGACGUGGGGCUGCUGGUGCUGAGGGAGCCCGUCAAGGUCGGCUACCACAUCGGCACCAUCUGCAUGCCCGAGCAGGACCAGAGCUUCGACUACAAGAACUGCCUCGUCAGCGGCUGGGGCAAAGACGUUUUCGGCAAGGACGGCGUGUACCAGAACAUCCUGCGGCGCAUCGACGACCUGCCCGUGGUGCCGCACUCCCAGUGCCAGGACAAGCUGCGCCGCACCAGGCUGGGGCCCUACUUCCGCCUCAACGGCAGCUUCAUGUGCGCGGGCGGAGUCAGGGGGAAGGACGCCUGCACGGGCGACGGGGGCAGCCCGCUGGUGUGCCCGAUCAACGACAACGACGACGACUCGCGCUACGUGUACGCCGGCAUCGUGUCCUGGGGCGUGGGCUGCGGCGAGGAGGACGUGCCCGGCGUGUACGUCAACGUGGCCCUGUUCCGGUCGUGGAUCGAGGAGUCGCUCUCCACCCACAACGUGCAGGUGUGCUCGCCCUGAGCCGCCCUGAGCCGCCCUGAGCCGCCGCCACCGGCCAACGCCGCGGACGUCCCAGUCGGUCCCAGUCGACCCGCGGACCCGGGACUGCAAAGAAAAGCGCCGGCAUGUCUGCCACUCCAUCAUUCUAGACUUAAGGAAAAAGACUGUGUUACAGCCGUACGCAUGGUGACCACCAGCUGCGGACCAAAAAAAAAAGCGAGACCACACCUGAGAAAUGCUUCCUGUCGUAAUAAAAGACCCUGUCAUACCAUUUGUAUAAA
Molecule: messenger RNA, 2139 nt
Organism: Thrips palmi
Lineage: Eukaryota; Metazoa; Arthropoda; Insecta; Thysanoptera; Thripidae
Product: phenoloxidase-activating factor 2-like
Exons: 6
Coding region: 317-1879 (520 amino acids)
Biological process (GO): proteolysis
Molecular function (GO): serine-type endopeptidase activity
Source: RefSeq, a predicted model, not a curated record